AUUCCAUCUCCUUCCAAUCUACUAUCAUUCUCUUAUUCGCGGACUAACUGAGUCUUAUCCGUAGUCAUGGCAAUCGCUCAGAGAAUGCAAAACAUCAAUUAUCGCCUUUUGAGCUACACUCUUUCUAUAUGUGCAUUGUUGUUCUACGCACUCGCGCUUACUGGAUGUAUCUCACAAUCUCCAGGAGUUCCAAACAUCUUCUUGUUAGAGAUUAAAGGCAUACGGGGUGGGAAUUCCACUGCUGCGGAAGUACGUGUAGGAUAUUAUGGAAUCUGUAUACAGAUGUCAAACCAAACCACCUGCCAAGUAAGCUCCGGCAAAACGACAGACGCCAUUUUGCAAUUCAAAAACACACCUCCACCGUCCAGUACAACCGAAUCCAACGGUCUAGCAAGCAUAAUAUCUCUUACGCUUGCUAUCCAAUCAAAAAUUAUCCCUGCUCUGAUCGCUGGAGCUGGGGUUUUAUUCACUAUUAGCCUAUUCGUUGUUGUCCUAUUAAACAGGGACUUUAAACAAAUAGGUAAAAGCAACCCAACUAGAGCCAAACGCAGGCAAGUUCUUAGAAAAGCACUUUUCGCUACCUUGUGGCCGUCAGUUGCCUUUUCGCUAGCGUCAGCUAUGUCUGUGCAUCAAACAACGAGCGCUCUGGCUUACAUUACUCGAGCGGAAGCGUCUACCAUCGAAAUCACGGCUGGCACGACGCUAAAUGUUCUACAAUGGCUUGCAUUUGCAUCUUCGGCAUUGUUUGCAGUAGCUACAUUGGGCAUAUCCAGUACUCAACAUCAGACGAUUCCGUCGGCCGGAUCAACUACCCCGGGUGACCCAGGUCUUCCACCUCCACCUCCACCAUUCCCG
This is a messenger RNA of Cucurbitaria berberidis CBS 394.84, 855 nucleotides long. RefSeq lists its product as uncharacterized. The record is from RefSeq and is a predicted model, not a curated record. Gene Ontology annotation, cellular component: membrane; mating projection tip. The annotation marks the transcript as partial. The transcript has 4 exons. NCBI's taxonomy places the organism in Eukaryota, Fungi, Ascomycota, Dothideomycetes, Pleosporales, Cucurbitariaceae. Gene Ontology annotation, biological process: conjugation with cellular fusion.